AUGGACUCAAUCCUUAACACACGUGUCUCUCUCGAUCUCUCCUCCCACGCUCUCUCUCGAUCUCUCCUCGCUCCAUCAUCUCCCACCAUGGCUCCUCUAUCUUCUCUCUUCUCUGAUUUCGAUUGGGUUGGAUGGUCUCUCCACCGCAGCCUGCUCCUCCCAAAAAUCCCUCCGCAGCAGCCUGCUCCUCCCAAAGCUCCCUCCGGUCUCUCUUUCGCCAUCUCCGAGUGCAUUCUUGUCCCUACGGUGAUUCCAGGAUCACCGGCUGAUAGAGCCGGAUUCAAACAAGGUGAUGUUUUUGCUUCAGAUGUAUUCCUUAAAGCUGCAUUUGAUUUUUGA
Molecule: messenger RNA, 339 nt
Organism: Eruca vesicaria subsp. sativa (arugula)
Lineage: Eukaryota; Viridiplantae; Streptophyta; Magnoliopsida; Brassicales; Brassicaceae
Source: the annotation of a GenBank genome assembly